AUGAAAUACUUGUUUAGAAUUAAAACUGAUGAAUAUUUUAUAAUUUUUUUUCAAGGUAUUCAAGCUGAAGCUAAGUCAUUAACAGAUGAACCAUCAUUAUCACGUCCUCGAAAACCACCUUCAAGAUUUACUGAUUAUUUACCAACACCAAUACGUUUUGAAACAAUAUAUGAUUUUUAUCAUCAUCAAUAUUUUGAAGUUAUUAAUAUAAUUAAUAAUGCACUUGAUUAA
Rotaria sp. Silwood2 is the source of this 231-nucleotide messenger RNA. Lineage: Eukaryota; Metazoa; Rotifera; Eurotatoria; Philodinida; Philodinidae. The record is from the annotation of a GenBank genome assembly.